This is a messenger RNA of Hylaeus volcanicus, 3671 nucleotides long. Its product is annotated as phosphatidylinositol 4-kinase-like. The transcript has 22 exons. The record is from RefSeq and is a predicted model, not a curated record. NCBI's taxonomy places the organism in Eukaryota, Metazoa, Arthropoda, Insecta, Hymenoptera, Colletidae. The coding region runs from base 40 to 3432 and encodes 1130 amino acids. Gene Ontology annotation, molecular function: 1-phosphatidylinositol 4-kinase activity. Gene Ontology annotation, cellular component: membrane; cytoplasm. Gene Ontology annotation, biological process: phosphatidylinositol phosphate biosynthetic process; phosphatidylinositol-mediated signaling.
GUGUCAAAAAAAUUUUUUUUUACCGUGACCGUACAGUAAAUGCGUAAAAAGGUCACAGCAUUUUAUGUUCUGUUCAACAAAAAAAAUAAGAAAUUAGAACUACAGUGUAGGGAAUGGCAUAUGAAUUCGCAAGACAUAACGACCCAUUCAAUAUUGUCUCAAGUAGAAGAUGAAAUAAUUGUUAGUGACACUGAUUUUGAGAAAACAAAGAAUGAUUUGAAUGAAAGAAUAAUAGAUCAAAACAAACAAACCGAUGGUAGCAACACAAACAACGAUCAUACAUCUUCCGCAUCACCUGCCCAAUUCAAUUUGACAAAUCAAAAAUUUUUUAAAAAUGAAGGCUCGCUACUUCGACUGUUUCAGUCGGAUUUUUUUGAUAUAUAUUUGCAUAUGUACUAUCUAUAUAACCGUUUAGAGCCUGGUAUACAAGACUAUUUAGUCAACCUUUUGUACUGCCGUACAAAAAAUGAAAUUUCUUUUUAUCUUCCUCAAUUAUGUACUCUAAGCGUUGUGCGUCGAAAAAAAUCCAAUCUAAGUCGAUUCCUAUUAUACAAAGCAGCAACAUCUAUGGAUUUCGCUCUGAAAAUAUCUUGGUGGUUUACUGCAUUAUCAGAUACUGCGAAUGAAGAAAUUCAAAGUAUUGCGCAUCAAUUGUACCAAGAAGUAGAAAUGGCUAUAGUUAAUUCAAAAGCUUCUAUAGCAAAUGGUUCUUCUAAACAACGUAUUUGCGAUUUUCAUGUUUCUGAUGUUUUUCAAAGAUUACGGGUUGUUACAUAUCUGGAAACAAAUCAGCUGUAUCAAAAUGGCGUUACCCAACCUCUUGAAAACACCUUACCGCCUCGCGCGAAUUGUGAAUGUAUAAGCAACGCUUCUUUGGCUCACACUACAAUGAAUUCACCUGCGAAUGAAAAGACGAUAAACGAAAAUUGUCAAAAUUUCAUUCCUCCAUCAAAUUUGAAUUUGAAUUUACCCACGUUUGAACCAUUGCACAAUAAAUCUCAAGAUAAAAUGCAAGACAGUUUCACUAAUGAAGAUAACCCGGGUGAACAGACAUUAAGCAAACCAUUUAAAAAUGCAGAGAAAAUUAAUAAUUUUUCACCAAACGAGUGUUUGUUAAGCAGUCCGGUAAAUUCAUUGGAAAUCAACGGAAACCUCGAAGAUAUAGCACAAGAACAUAACCGAAAUAAUAAAAGCAUGGCAACAACAUCAACUGUUGACAAUCUUUUGUUUUAUAAGUUGUCAAAAGAAACAAUUAAUGCAGAUUUCAUGAAUUCAACCGGAAUGCUAAAAUUACCUAAAUCUUCUUUAAGUUUUUCGAGUAUUGAAUCCAAGUUAGGGUGUCCCUUUAAAUCAAUUUUGUCUCCGGAUGUUAUAUCUAUGGAUAGUGAAAUGCAGCAGUAUAUUGCGAAACAAAUGCGAUGUGAUUAUUAUAAUUUGGUACAUUCCUUUAUCAAUACUCUUAUAGAGGUCAGCAUAUUACUGGUGCGAGAACCAAAUCGUUCUCUCCGUUCUCCUUUUCUUAAGCUGAUAUUGAAUGCAAUGAAUGAUUGGAUGUUUUCUAGACGUUGUAUGGUGGCUGUCUCAAAGGGAUCUUUUUCUAUGACAUGCCUUAGUAUUCCUUUCGAAAAAUUGACACCGUCUAUUUUCGCGAAAGGUUUUACUUUUGCACAGUCGCAUUCACUCCAAAUUCUUCGGUUCAUACCGGAAGAGUGUCGCGUGUUAUCAACAAAAAGGCGGGCUCCUUUUUUGCUUGUUUUUGAAAUAGCUGAUCUUGAUGAGGAUUUGCACCUUCUUGAAAGUCAACAAAAAACUGAUCAAGCUUUUCACGAAUGCAAUAGCAUCAAGAAAGAGACACCAUGUAUUGAAUGGAACGAUUUAUACGUCUAUAACAUGAUUUUAGAAGACGUGAAGAAACGCAAUUUGUAUACACCACCGUCAACCUUGCAAAUGGACGAGAACGGGCGGGAAUCAUCUCUACACGCUUUAAAACGAUGUAUGGGGGUUUACGAAAACGUUACUACCGAUAAAACUGAUAGCACGCCCUUACAGAAUAAAAGUAAAAAAGGUUUUGAUACGGCAGUGAAACUGAAUGAUCAAUUUGACUCUAACAAUUCAUCACAUACAUUUACAUCAUUUAACGAACCUGACACAUUGUCACCAGUUUCAUAUACUAGAAAAAAAAUACAUCAAAACAGCUCGAGCUCUUUAUCAAAUUGCGAGUAUCCUAAUAGUAGUGAAAGUAUGGAUGAUCCAUCAGUGUGUCAAUCCUCAAAGCGUUCAGAGAAUAAUUUUAAGGAAUUCCCUUUAAAACAUUCGAAUUUUUUCAAUUUUUCAAUUUUAAAAGAAUUGCAUUAUGAUGAUGAGCAAAAUUUAAGAGGUGUUAACACGAAUCCUUUAAUUAUUGCCGACGUUGCUACAGUAUUCAAAACAAAUUCGUCAACGUCUACCGAACCAGAUCAUCCCGAUUCCUCAAAACAUGGGUCGAAUCGAAGUAAACAAAACGAUAAAAAAGUAAUGUCUUUUAACAGUGCAACAGCAAGUCAUUAUGCAGCGAGUGCGAACUCAGUUCGCAAAAAUUUAUGGGGCACUCUUUGGGCUAAAAAAAAAAAAUACUAUAAAAAAAAGUCAGUUUUUGGUCGUUUAAAAUCGUGGGAUAUUGCUAGUGUGUUUAUCAAAGGUGGUGACGAUGUUAGACAAGAAGCUCUUGCAUCUCAAUUGAUUAAACAGUUCAAAUUUAUUUUUGUUGAAGCGAAUAUACCUUUGUAUCUUUACCCGUACGACGUGCUAGUAACCGGAUCCAAUGCUGGUAUUAUGGUAUUUGUUCCUGAUGCCAUUUCUUUGGAUUCUCUUAAAAAACGUUUAAUGGUUGAUUCUAUUGCAACUGUUUUUGAAUGUGCUUUUGCUGAUAAUAUUUACGCAGCAAAAAAAAAUUUCAUCGAAUCUCAUGCUGCCUAUUCUCUAGUGGGCUAUCUUCUUCAAGUUAAAGAUCGUCACAAUGGUAAUUACCUUUUAGAUGCGGAAGGUCAUAUUAUUCAUAUUGAUUAUGGUUAUAUGUUGUCUAAUUCCCCUGGAAGUGUCAAUUUCGAGUCAUCUCCGUUCAAAUUGACCACAGAAUUCAUUGAUAUUAUGGAUGGUGAAGAUUCGGACAACUUUGAAUAUUUUCGAAAGCUGAUUGUCCAAGGGUUUUUAGAAGUUCGUAAGCAUGCUGACCGGUUAUUUUUAAUUGUUGAAAUGAUGCUGUCGAUGCCUCAAAUGCCUUGCUUUUUAGCUGGAACUGAAGCGACGUUCUUGGCUUUAAAAAAACGCUUCAUGUUAAACUUAACAGAGGAAGUGUGCAUUCAAAAAGUUCAUGAACUUAUUGAUAUUUCCGUCAAUAAUUGGAGGUCUAUUCAUUAUGAUACUUUUCAAAGGCUUACAAACGGAAUAAUAUAAUGUUUUUUCAAACAUUAACUAAUUCGUUUUUGUUUUCCUGAGAAUACUAUUUAAUGUUGAUCUCUAUGGAUUUCGCCAACAAUUUGAAUUUCGCUUAACCACUGUUUGCUGAGAAAAAACUAAAUUUGAAACAAACAUUUUGCGAUUCAUAUUUGCAACCAAUCUUUAUUUUAAAACAUCUUUUGAAAAACUAUCGCUUUGUAAUGUUUUAACUGUUUUUGGUGAAUUCGAAAAUUGUA